Penicillium canariense is the source of this 1161-nucleotide messenger RNA. RefSeq names its product NAD(P)/FAD-dependent oxidoreductase. Lineage: Eukaryota; Fungi; Ascomycota; Eurotiomycetes; Eurotiales; Aspergillaceae. Gene Ontology annotation, cellular component: cytoplasm. The transcript has a single exon. The coding region runs from base 1 to 1161 and encodes 386 amino acids. The record is from RefSeq and is a predicted model, not a curated record. Gene Ontology annotation, molecular function: electron-transferring-flavoprotein dehydrogenase activity; flavin adenine dinucleotide binding.
AUGGCUCCUAUCAACGUUGUGAUUGUGGGGGCUGGAUGUGCCGGCGUCAGCAUUGCCCACUCCUUGCUGCAAGGGGUUCCCAACACCAAGGUUGUACUAGUGAACCCUUCCCAGACGUUUUAUUGGAACAUUGCCGCGCCACGCAUCGUCGCGAAGCCGAAGGCUUUCAAGCCGGAGCAGUAUUUGCUGCCCAUUAAAGACGCUUUCGUCCAAUACCCGGCCGAUACGUUCGAAUUCAUCGCUGGAAUUGCGACUGCCAUUGAUGUUGCUGCAAAGAGCGUGUCUAUCACCCCCAAUGGCAGCGCGGACUCGAAGUCUCUGCCAUACGACCAUCUCGUGAUCGCAUCCGGAAGCACCAACCCGUCAAGCACUGGCGCCGUCACCGGCAUUUCGGUCCCCUUCAAGCCGUCUAAUCGGGAUGAUAUCAAAGAGAUUGUCGAGGCCGCCCAGCAGCAGAUCGCCAAUGCCAAGGAGAUUGUCAUUGGCGGUGCAGGGCCGGUUGGUGUCGAGUUAGCAGGUGAGCUCGCUGAGGAGCUUGGCAGCAAGGCGACUAUCACCUUGAUCUCUUCUGCGGACCGGGUGCUUCCCAUGCUCAAGCCCUCUGGCAGCUAUGCAGGCGAGAAGUUGCUGAAGCAGAAGAACGUCAAGAUCAUCACAUCCGCGAAGGUGACUGGGGCUGCAGCCUCGACCGAUGGAACGAAGUCCUGGACCGUCUCUCUUGACAACGGAAACAAGGUGCUUGCCGACCUGUAUAUCCCGACGACGGGGGCCAUCCCCAACAGCAGCUUCAUUCCCGCGGAAUUUCUCGACGCAGAUGGCUGGGUCAAGGUCAACAAGGAGCUGCGUGUGCAAGCCUCCGGCGGCUCGGCUCUGCCUAUUUACGCCGUCGGUGAUAUCAACACUAACACCAUGCGUCUCAGCUUCAAAGCCACGGAACAGGCCAAGAUUGCGGCUGCGAACAUCAAGGCCGAUAUCUUGGGCAAGGGCGAUCACAAAGCCUACGAACAGGGUAAUAGCGUCAUGAUGGCAGUUCCCAUUGGUGAGACUGGCGGCACCGGUCAGAUGUUCGGGAUGACCCCGUUCAGCUUCAUUGUGAAGUUGGCCAAGGGCCGUGAUUAUUUUGUGUCCAAAGCAGCGCAGGCCCUGGCCGGCAAGACUUAG